Oncorhynchus tshawytscha (Chinook salmon) is the source of this 794-nucleotide messenger RNA. RefSeq names its product LYR motif containing 7 (gene lyrm7). The transcript has 5 exons. Bases 172 to 543 code for a protein of 123 amino acids. Gene Ontology annotation, biological process: mitochondrial respiratory chain complex III assembly. The record is from RefSeq and is a predicted model, not a curated record. NCBI's taxonomy places the organism in Eukaryota, Metazoa, Chordata, Actinopteri, Salmoniformes, Salmonidae.
CACCCAGUUGACCACGUGAAAAUGGAUGGAAGCCCUCAAUGGCGCUGCCCAUACAAGUUCGGCCUUUUGGCCACUAGAGGCCUCUAUCAUUCUUCAUGAUCCCAUGCGCUCUCUAAUGCUGCAUCGUGCCUGUAUUGCUUACUGUCGAGUCGGUUCAAUUGUAAAGUCAAGAUGGCUUCUCGUUUGAAGGUCCUCAGAGUGUUCAAAGCACUGCACAGAACAAGAAUGGAGUUGUUCAAAGAAGAUACCAGAGCAUUGACAGCUGCAAGACGAAAGAUAAAUGAGGAAUUCAGGAAAAACAAAAAUGAGACUUCGGAGGAAAACAUCAGUCAGAUGAUUAAAAUGGCCGCUGGUGUGGAAGUGUUUCUUCGCCAAGAUGUCGUACAAGCCGAGCAUGUAGCUGAAGAUAGGAUUCAACUCCGACCUAGAGAGAGCCUUCUUCUGGAAAACGUACCGUACUGCGACACACCUAGGAAAAGGUCUUCUUCCAACAAUGCACCAAAACAAAGUUGUAACGAUGCACCAAUUACACGAUGUGAAUGACCAACAAUAACAGCUGAAGACUUUAUUUCUUACUCCUCUGGAAGAAUUGUAGUGUAUUUUGAGACAUCAAUUAUAGAACAUACAGUAUGUAAUUUUAUGGUGUGUGUGUGUUAAGAGUUUGUCAUACAAAUGUGGAAGCUGUAGAUUUGGCUUUGAAAGGUCAAAGGUGAAAUUCCUUGUAAAUUCAAUGCAUAUUAUUUUGUUUGCUGCUAUGUUGAUUUAUUGUUGAAUGAAUGACUGUUAUGCCAUAA